Messenger RNA from Impatiens glandulifera, 975 nucleotides. Its product is annotated as aspartic proteinase-like. The record is from RefSeq and is a predicted model, not a curated record. The transcript has 8 exons. Bases 1 to 975 code for a protein of 324 amino acids. Lineage: Eukaryota; Viridiplantae; Streptophyta; Magnoliopsida; Ericales; Balsaminaceae. Gene Ontology annotation, biological process: proteolysis. Gene Ontology annotation, molecular function: aspartic-type endopeptidase activity.
AUGGGAACAAAGUUUAGAGCAUCAGUUAUCACUCUUUUUCUUUCAUCCCUCCUUCUUGAUCAGCUGGUGUUUUCUGAAUCCAACGAUGGAUUAGUGAGAGUUGGACUGAAAAAGUUUAAGUUAGAUGAAAACAACAGGAUCGCUGCUCCUCGACUUACCCCGCAACUACCGGAUUCUCAAAAGGAUGGCGUCACUGUAAGGCUAAAGAAUUACGAUAACAUGCAGUACUACGGUGAGAUUUCAAUCGGUACACCACCGCAGAACUUCACUGUGCAUUUUGAUACAGGAAGCUCUAAAAUGUGGAUACCUUCAUCAAGGUGCUGCUUAUCUCGUUGGUGUUUCUUUGCCCGUCGUUCAAAAACAUCUAAAAGGAACAAAUACAAUUCCUGUCGUUCAAGAACGUAUAAAAAGAACGGAACAUCUGCUGAGAUACACUAUGAUUCAGGUUCAAUAUCUGGCAAUGUUAGCCAAGACAAUGUUAUAGUUGGUGGUUUAACAAUCAAGAAUCAGGGCUUUAUUGAAGCAACAAUACCGCCUGAUUCUGCGUUACAGUCUAGUAAGUUUGAUGGCGUUCUUGGCCUUGGAUUUAAGGAGCUAAAUGAUUUAGGUGUUGUUCCAGUAUGGUACAACAUGAUGAAUCAGGGUCUGAUUCGGAAUCAAGUAUUCUCAUUUCGGCUUGAUAGAAACAAAAAAGAAGAGGAAGGAGGUGAACUUGUGUUUGGUGGGAUUGAUCCAAAGCAUCACAAGGGGGACCAUACUUAUGUCCCUGUGACCGGAAAGGGUCAUUGGCAGUUUGCUACGAGUAAUGUUUUAAUCAAUGGUCAAUCAAUAGAUUUGAUUGUUCUACAGUUGUGGAUUCUGGAACUUCUUUGUUGUCAGGUCCAAUGGAUUUUGGGGGACAUGUUCAUGGGUCGUUAUCACACCGUAUUUGACUAUGGAAAAUCUAAAAUUGGAUUUGCAGAUGCUGCAAAAUAA